This is a messenger RNA of Caenorhabditis elegans, 743 nucleotides long. RefSeq names its product gamma-glutamylcyclotransferase (gene C44B7.7). The record is from RefSeq and is marked reviewed. NCBI's taxonomy places the organism in Eukaryota, Metazoa, Nematoda, Chromadorea, Rhabditida, Rhabditidae. Bases 1 to 567 code for a protein of 188 amino acids. The transcript is spliced from 5 exons. Gene Ontology annotation, molecular function: gamma-glutamylcyclotransferase activity.
AUGCUUCAGUCUCUGGUCUCUUCCUCCUCCCGUUUGCCACUCAAUUCCAUGCACCAAGCCAUGUCAUUCUUCUAUUAUUUUGCGUUUGGAAGUAAUCUUCUCGGAGAUCGAAUUCGGUACAGACAAAAAGGUGCAGAAUACGAUUGCAAUGGAAAAUUGGACAAUUUUCGUUUAGAAUUUGCAAACUAUUCGGAAAGGUGGCAAGGUGCAUUGGCAACUAUUAAGGAAGCGGAAGGAAAAGAGGUAUGGGGAUGCGUAUGGAAAAUGCCAAAUGAAUAUUCGGAUUCACUUGAUGAGCAAGAAUUUGGAUAUCAUAGAUUGAUGGUUCCUGUGCAAACUCCAAAAGGUGUGAUCACUUGCCGAACUUAUCAAUUUUCGGAUCUAAAAGCUGAUCCAAUGGCACCAUCCCCACACUACAAACUAGUUAUCACGGAAGGAGCCAAAGAAAACAAACUCCCAGCAGACUACAUUCAAAAACUAGAAGCAAUUGAAGAUAACGGAUUCGCGGGUGCUGUUGACGUGGAUAUUCCACUUUUAGCUAAAUUAAAUGCAAAAGUGGAUUUGUGAUUUGGAUCUCAAAUGAAUUAUAUUAGGUCGAAUUUAAUUUAUUUUUUGAAUUAAAAUCUGUGAUUUUUUUAAGUGGAAGAUUUUUCUGUGAAAAAUGUUCUUUUUAUAAACAUUUUAAUUUUUUUUCUCUUAUUUUAAAAAUGGGACUUAAUAAAUUUUAUUUAAAAAAACAAAAA